AUGAAUAUUCCUGUUUCCCUCUUUUUGAAGAAGUUGGAGACAGGGUUUCUUCUCUGGGCGGACGUCUUGGAUCCUUUGCUGCUCCUGAAAUCCGCCGAUGAAAUAAGAAGAACCAGGUUAUUCAUAGAAAACAGUGCGAAGACCCUAAGCGAGCCCAUAAAGAAUGAUCAGACAAAACAAGCCUUCCUGCUAAGCCUGUCCAGUGUACAUCCUGAUACAGGCAAGAUAAUUCCUGUUGUGUUUAGACCUCCGGCCUUCUUGCCCAUGUGUCUUCCAUUGGUCAUUGUUUCUUCUCUUCAGAGCCAGGUGAAGAAAAAUUUUCUUUGUCAGUUUGCGUUUCACAUGUAUACCACAGGAUUUGCCCUGUUAAAUGGAAAUGGUACCACAAAGGCUGAAGAGUACUUGGUUGAACAGAAGCAGAUCUUCUAUGGCUUGGGAGCCGUUUCCUAUGCAGCAUGUAUUGGUGCUCUUCCUCUUAUCUUCAUGAAUCGUUACAAGCUGAAGAGUCCCUUAACGCAACUAGUUGUCCAGAAACUUCUACCUGCUCCUCUUAUUAGCUUGAUGAGUGCAUUUACUGUGGUGGUGGUGAGAAGCCCAGAAUUUGAGAAUGGAAUUGAAGUGAUGGACAAGAAUGGCACGGUUAUAGGGGUGUCGCAGAAGGCUGGUCAGAAGGCCGUUAAAGAAACAGCAUUGUCGAGAGCCGUCUUGUUUGGGACAACAUCCUUUGUGCCACCUGUGCUUAUGCACUUUGUGGAGAGAGCAAAAUUUCGGAGAACUCCACAAUCUUUGGCUUCAAUGAGAAUGCUUGCGAUUAUGACCGUUUUAGUAGGGAUGCUGCCAGUUUCACUUAGUAUGUUCCCGCAGUGUGGGGAGAUAAAGCGAGAAGACCUUGAACCAGAACUUCUCUCAUCUACAGAGGAAACGGAGUUAUUCUACAAUAGGGGAAUUUAGAGAUUGGCUUUAAUAUAUCAGUGUGGGCUCUGACUGAAGUAAAUCUUGAAUGCAUCAACAAAUUCAACUGGCACAUGUGACUGAAUCAUGACUUUGUGGUGGUUUAUGUACCAGAUUUGGUGUACAAGUGUGUGGUCUAUAGAGGCAGAACUUGCAAAAUGAUUUCGCAAGCCCCAGCCCACAGGCAGGUAUGUACAUGUAACUCAAUGCUGUAAAUGAUAUUUGUACUAGAAAGCACUGUAACACAGCAUCUGUCACAAA
Messenger RNA from Athene cunicularia (burrowing owl), 1212 nucleotides. RefSeq names its product sideroflexin 4 (gene SFXN4). Gene Ontology annotation, molecular function: monoatomic ion transmembrane transporter activity. The record is from RefSeq and is a predicted model, not a curated record. The coding region runs from base 1 to 951 and encodes 316 amino acids. Gene Ontology annotation, biological process: monoatomic ion transport; mitochondrial transmembrane transport. Gene Ontology annotation, cellular component: mitochondrial inner membrane. NCBI's taxonomy places the organism in Eukaryota, Metazoa, Chordata, Aves, Strigiformes, Strigidae. The transcript has 15 exons.